Cavia porcellus (domestic guinea pig) is the source of this 17648-nucleotide messenger RNA. RefSeq names its product argonaute RISC catalytic component 3 (gene Ago3). Lineage: Eukaryota; Metazoa; Chordata; Mammalia; Rodentia; Caviidae. The record is from RefSeq and is a predicted model, not a curated record. Gene Ontology annotation, molecular function: miRNA binding; protein binding; RNA endonuclease activity. Gene Ontology annotation, biological process: regulation of stem cell proliferation; regulatory ncRNA-mediated post-transcriptional gene silencing. The coding region runs from base 289 to 3042 and encodes 917 amino acids. The transcript is spliced from 21 exons.
CGGUGGUGGCGGCGGCGUCUGCUGCUUCUUGCUGUCGAAGAGGGUGGGGGAGCGCGGCAGCGGCAGCGGGCUACGCAAGUUCCGCGGGGGCUCCCCUCUCCUCGCCGGCGGCGUCUCCUCGCUCUCGCGCGGCGCGGGGCCGUCUCCCGGCGGCGACUCUUCCGGCCGAGCGCGCCGAGUGCGGUUCUGAGGGGAGCCGCAUCGCCCCAGCCUCGGGGCCGCCCUGCCGCCGCCUCGCUUGGGUGGCGGGUGCCGUUCUCACCCGAAGCUCCGUCCCCAGCUCCAUGAAUGGAAAUCGGCUCAGCAGGACCUGUUGGGGCCCAGCCCCUACUCAUGGUGCCCAGAAGACCUGGCUAUGGCACCAUGGGCAAACCCAUUAAACUGCUGGCUAACUGUUUUCAAGUUGAAAUCCCAAAGAUUGAUGUCUACCUCUAUGAGGUAGACAUUAAACCAGACAAGUGUCCUAGGAGAGUGAACAGGGAGGUAGUUGACUCAAUGGUUCAGCAUUUUAAAGUUACUAUAUUUGGAGACCGUAGACCAGUAUAUGAUGGAAAAAGAAGCCUUUACACAGCUAAUCCACUUCCUGUGGCAACUACUGGGGUAGAUUUAGAUGUUACAUUACCUGGGGAAGGUGGAAAAGAUCGACCUUUCAAGGUGUCAAUCAAAUUUGUCUCUCGGGUGAGUUGGCACCUACUGCAUGAAGUACUGACAGGACGGACCUUGCCUGAGCCACUGGAAUUAGACAAGCCAAUCAGCACUAACCCUGUCCAUGCCGUUGAUGUGGUGCUACGACAUCUGCCCUCCAUGAAAUACACACCUGUGGGGCGUUCCUUUUUCUCAGCUCCAGAAGGAUAUGACCACCCUCUGGGAGGGGGCAGGGAAGUAUGGUUUGGAUUCCAUCAAUCUGUUCGACCUGCCAUGUGGAAAAUGAUGCUUAAUAUUGACGGGUCUUGCUAUGUAUCCCAGGCUGGCUUCAAACUCAUAGUGAUCUUACUGCCUCAGCCUCCCGAGUGCUGGGAUUACAGAAAGAGACCUCUGGCAGCAGUGUGGAAAAUAGAUAGAGGAGAAAAAACUAAUCUGAGAAGCCAGUUAGGAGGCUUUUCAAUCACUAGUUCAGUUUCUGCCACUGCCUUCUACAAAGCACAACCUGUAAUUCAGUUCAUGUGUGAAGUUCUUGACAUUCAUAAUAUUGAUGAGCAACCAAGACCUCUGACUGAUUCUCAUCGGGUAAAAUUCACCAAAGAGAUAAAAGGUCUAAAAGUUGAAGUGACUCAUUGUGGAACAAUGAGACGGAAAUACCGCGUUUGUAAUGUAACAAGAAGGCCUGCCAGUCAUCAAACCUUUCCUUUACAGUUAGAAAAUGGCCAAACUGUGGAAAGAACAGUAGCACAGUACUUCAGAGAAAAGUAUACUCUUCAGCUGAAGUACCCACAUCUUCCCUGUCUGCAAGUGGGGCAGGAGCAGAAGCAUACCUACCUGCCACUAGAAGUCUGUAAUAUUGUGGCAGGGCAACGAUGUAUCAAAAAGCUAACAGACAAUCAAACUUCAACUAUGAUCAAGGCAACAGCAAGAUCUGCACCAGAUAGACAAGAGGAAAUUAGCAGAUUGGUAAGAAGUGCAAAUUAUGAAACAGAUCCAUUUGUUCAAGAGUUUCAAUUUAAAGUUCGGGAUGAAAUGGCUCAUGUAACCGGACGCGUGCUUCCAGCACCUAUGCUCCAGUAUGGAGGACGGAACCGAACAGUAGCAACACCAAGCCAUGGGGUGUGGGACAUGCGAGGAAAACAGUUCCACACAGGAGUUGAAAUCAAAAUGUGGGCCAUAGCAUGUUUUGCCACACAGAGGCAGUGCAGAGAAGAAAUAUUAAAGGGUUUCACGGACCAGCUGCGGAAGAUUUCCAAGGAUGCAGGCAUGCCAAUUCAGGGUCAGCCUUGUUUCUGCAAGUAUGCGCAGGGGGCAGAUAGCGUGGAGCCCAUGUUCCGGCAUCUCAAGAAUACAUAUUCUGGGCUGCAGCUCAUUAUUGUCAUCCUGCCAGGGAAAACGCCAGUAUAUGCAGAGGUAAAACGUGUAGGAGAUACACUUUUGGGUAUGGCUACUCAGUGUGUUCAAGUCAAGAAUGUAAUAAAAACAUCUCCUCAAACUCUCUCAAAUUUGUGCCUAAAGAUAAAUGUUAAACUCGGAGGGAUCAAUAAUAUUCUUGUACCUCAUCAAAGACCUUCUGUGUUCCAGCAACCAGUGAUAUUUUUGGGAGCAGAUGUCACUCAUCCUCCUGCUGGCGAUGGAAAGAAGCCUUCAAUUGCUGCUGUUGUAGGUAGUAUGGAUGCCCACCCAAGCAGAUACUGUGCCACAGUCAGAGUUCAAAGACCCCGACAGGAGAUCAUACAGGACUUGGCCUCCAUGGUCCGGGAACUUCUCAUUCAAUUUUACAAGUCAACUCGGUUCAAACCUACUCGUAUCAUCUUUUAUCGGGACGGUGUUUCAGAGGGACAGUUUAGACAGGUAUUAUAUUAUGAACUACUAGCAAUUCGAGAAGCCUGCAUCAGUUUGGAGAAAGACUAUCAACCUGGAAUAACCUACAUUGUGGUUCAGAAAAGACAUCAUACUCGAUUAUUUUGUGCUGAUAGAACCGAAAGGGUUGGAAGAAGUGGCAAUAUCCCAGCUGGAACAACAGUUGAUACGGACAUUACGCAUCCAUAUGAAUUUGAUUUUUACCUUUGUAGCCAUGCUGGAAUACAGGGUACCAGCCGUCCUUCACACUAUCAUGUUUUAUGGGACGAUAACUGCUUUACUGCGGAUGAACUUCAACUACUAACUUACCAGCUCUGCCAUACUUAUGUACGCUGUACACGAUCUGUUUCUAUACCUGCACCAGCAUAUUAUGCUCAUCUGGUGGCAUUCAGAGCCAGAUACCAUCUUGUGGACAAAGAACAUGACAGUGCUGAAGGAAGCCACGUUUCAGGACAGAGCAAUGGGCGAGACCCACAAGCCCUUGCCAAGGCUGUACAGAUUCACCAAGAUACCUUACGCACAAUGUACUUUGCUUAACAAGUCCAAGUGUGUUUUAUAAGAGGAAGAACUGAAAGAUGAAUCAGCAUACAACGUAUGUUUCCAGUAGUCAGUUGAGUAGACGGGCCUCCAGCCAUACAGAAGCCAGCACUGUGUGGGAGCCUGGUCCUUAUAUUGACACAAGGAAGACUGUUUACUUCAUCAAGGAACGCAGCACCAUUAUGCAAUAUGAAACCAGCCAGCUGCUUUUUGUGCGAUCUCCUGUAGGAAGUAUCGCGGUUGUUUUGUUUUUUCUUCUUAGUCUAACCCUUUUAAUGCCUUUACCUCAAGUUGCUUGGCAGCACAACUAUCUUUGCAAAAAAAGUUAAGCAAAAGUAAAUGAUGGUUUAAAAAACACACCUACACAAAUAAUCAAAGUGAUUGUUCAAAUUAUGUGUGCAAAAAAUUAAUGUGCAUUCAUAUAUUCUUGUAAAAGGAGUCUUUUUAAAUACAUACAUGCAGACUUCGUAUGCAUAUAUAUCUGAAUCUAGAUUGAUAAUAGAUAUAUAUGUGUCUGUGUAUAUAUUUUAUGGUCCAUUCCAUUAGGGAAUUUUCUUUCCCUUUUAUUCUCUGCUCACUACCAUCUUUAUUUCUCUAACUCCCUACCUUGGUCAUCUACAUUUUAUUCCUAAAGCUACCAGUGACAUUCAAAUGUUUAUACAUGUGAUUCAUUUGAAUGUGAUGCAUGGCAAACUAGAUUUCUAUUUUUAUUUUGCACACUUUGCUGUUAUCUGCUAUUUCAUACACAAUUCUGGGUCCUCAACUCUUGAUACUGCUUUUUGUGUAUUCCUCCUGCCCUGAAAUUAUAUUUGCCAUUUGUGCAAUGUGUACAUAAACAGUAGCAACCUAUUCCUUUUCUUUAGUGAGUCUGUUGAAGCUGCUAUAAAUACAAAACCUUGUGAGAAGUUCUAACCCUUUCUCUCUGAUAUGUGAUGUGUAUUCUAAAGCCUUCUUUUCUGUAAGUUACACAUAAAGUAAAUAUUUUAAAGGAUUGAAACUCUGUAGGGUUGAGCCCUCUGCAGUUGGGUGGAGAGAGAGAGAAAGGCUUAUGGGGGGAUUGGUUUUUGCUAGUUUACUUGCUGCCUCUCAUACUUUAAUGUGAUUUUCAUAUAUAUAUUUUUAUAUAUGUAUGUGUUUAUAUAUAAACAUAUAUGUAUGUGUUUUGAAAUAUAGCUUCCUUUUCUUUUAUAUUUAUUAGGAUAGUGCUUUAAUAAUUAUAGAAUUGUAUUGGCAACAUCUUUUAUAGAAAUAUAAUCAUUUUAUUUUAAGAACUUACAACUUGUUUUUGCUAUCUUUUAGUGCAAUAAGCAGUUUUAAAGGAAAAUGUGUCUGUUUGACACCAUUACAACGGAUAGUAGGAGAAACAGGAACCUCCAUUGUUUUAAAAUGGCAAAGUAAUACAGCCUUAAUUUCAGGAGGAAAGUUUCAUAAUUUUGAACUUUAAUGCAUGUCUUUUAAAAAUCAUAAUGAAAAUGAGGUAAAAUUGCUUAGAUGAGUCUGACUUUCAGUACUUAGAAAUAUUUGCUUUAAGAAAUGACAGAUACAAGUUUUUAAAUUAUUUAAAAGUAGAUUAUUAUUGAAGAAUAAUACUGGAUAGGUGCCCAAUUUCAUUUUUUAAAAUGAAUCAAAAAAUACAGGAUUUUUUUCCUGGUUUACCACAAAUAUAACUUGCUUUUUAAAAUUAAGGUGAAAGGGUGUUGAGACUUUGAUCAUUUUAAAUGAGUUCAAACACUGAAAUCUGAGGAAAACUUUUUACAAAACUUUCAUUUUAUUGAUUUCACUUUAAGAUAUUAAAAUGUACUAUAAAGCUGUCAAAACAUGGUUUAUCAGUAACAUUGGAAUCAGGGGAACUUUGUAAUUCAUGAAAAUACAUUUUGGAGGUUUUGUUUGAUUUUUCUUUUUAGGGGUUGGGGGAUGAAGUUUUUUGUUUUACACUGGUUCAAAGUAUAAAUAAUACAGACUGUUUCCAGUGGGCAUUGUUAGCUUUUCAGAAUUCCUUCUGUACCUAAAAACUAAUGGAUUUAGACCUUUAGUUUCUCUCUUAACUUCAAUACGCUAUUAUUGCCAAUUUACUGUAUUUUGAGCCUAAAAUUUGAGCCCAUGUCCUCCAACAGGCAUGAUAUCUUUUGUCCCUUUGCCAGAAAACUUUAAAAAGUACUGUAUUUUGUAUGUUUAUUAUUUUGAAGUAUCUGAAAUGCAAUUUACAACACUGUUUCAAAGCACUUUACAUAGGAUAAUAUUUGUAUAGUAUAUACAUUUAUUUUCUCAAGCCUUCUCCCAUCUCCCACUAAAAAAUUCCUUUGAAACAUGUUUUACUUUUUUAUUUUGUUUUGUUUAGGGGAGAUUUUGGUGUUCUGUUUUGGUUUUUGAGACAGGGUCUUACUAUGUUGCUCAGAAUGGUUUCAAACUUCUGGGUACAAAUGAUCCUCCCACUUCAGCCUCUCCAGUAGCUGGUACUACAGAUACAUACCACCAUACCCAGCUAUGUUUGGUUGUUUUGUUUUAUUUUGGUACUGGAAUUUGAACUCAGGACCUUGUGCUUGCCACACAGGCGCUGUGCCACUGAGCUAUAUAUAUCCCGGUCCUAUGUUUGUUUUGAAUAUGGGCAAGAAAAGAAAGCAGUGUGUCAUAGAUAGUAAACUGUUGAUUGAUAUCUGCUUGCUCUGUAUAAAUAAAACAUCUUCUGUUAUCUAUUGUAACUGCACAAAUUCAUGUGGGAAACUCUUAAUAAGCAACAGUGGAUGCUGUGGCCCUAGUUACUGUUUUACCUAUUUCUAGUUACUUAGUCUCACAUAUGUAAAGCCCUUAGUUUAAAUCUAUUUGGAAGGACAUUUUUUUUUUUUUUUUUUUUUUUUGUCUUUUUCCUUUUUAUCUGUACCAGGGAUCAAACUCAUGACUGCCUGCUUGCAAGGCGGCGCUUAUGCCGCUGAGCUAAAUCCCCAGCCCUGGAAGGACAUUUAAAAAGCAAAAAUAAUUUUUUCUAAAAUAUAAAACUUUACCUUGUAAGUGAUUUCUUUUUUGUAAAGUGUUUUUACACUAUUCAGCAUUGCUAGUUUAUGGUUGCUUAACUUGGAAGAAUAUAUAUAGUGGAUUUCUGCUUUGCUUACAAACAUGUUGAUUUACCAAAUUUUAAUUGUAAGAAACCUUGUACUUAGAAUAUUAAGAUAAAAGGCUAAGUACUUCUUAGAAAUUUAUUCUGUUUUUGUACUUCUGAGUAGAAUUCCUGAACUUUUUUUAUUUAAAAACUUGAUUUUGUUGUUAUUUUUCUAUUUUAUUUAAGCAUCAUAAAACUCAAGAGAUUUUUCUAUAGCUAUCCUUGCCCUGUGUAACUAUAUGAGGAAUGCUAAAUUUUGGCCUCAUGUUUUCUUUCAAAUAUUAGUUUCAGCAACUAGUAUAAUUGAUUUCACGUGAAGAAGAGUUGGGCAUUUGGGCUAGGGCUAUAGCUCAUUGACAAAGCAUUUACCUUGCAUGUGUGAGGCCCUGAGUUUCAUCCCAGCACUGUAAAAAAAGAAAAGUUGGGAGUUUAAUAUGUAUCCUUGAUGGUAAAUAUGUCUGUGUAAAGUGCUAAUAUGUGUAAUUAUAUUACAGUAUCAAGUUACUGGCAUUGAGGACCAUACAUUUAUAGUACCAUAGCUGCUAUAUUUAUUUAAGUAGAGUCUGACAAUUACUGCACUAAAUUAUAAGGAUUCAAGGCUAGUGUUAGACCCUUUUUGUCAUUUUUCUGAAUAAGUGUCAGGACAUGAUAUACUAAGGUGAUAAAGAGUGAUACCAUUUUGGUUUCAAUUUAAUCUUUGUGUUAGAAAUGUAAAUUUCUUACUUUUACAGUUUAAAAAAGAGUUCCUCAACCUCCUCAGUACUGGUUUUUGGCACAUUUUCACAGAAAUACAAAUGUCUUUUCUUUUUUAAUAAUUAAUUCUUUAACAAAUGUUUUGGAAAAACUAGGGUAUGGAAAUGGGCCUGUAUAUAAUCUAUUAAUUUACUUCUCUUAUAGAGCGAUUCUGGUAGGAAUGUCCUGGGUGUUUUGGAAGACCCUUCGUAUGAACUCAACAGGGGCAACGUUCUAAGAUCAGGACUAGUUUUCCAAGCUUAGUUCUCCAUGACCACCACAGCCUAAGAUUAACUUGAGUCAUGCUAAGACUUAAGAUAUGUCUAGGGAAAUAACAGCUGAGCUACCACGCAGUAGAAAGAGCUGGCAGGUGAUCUCUGUCAGAGGAAAGGGUGAGCACUCCUGGUCAGGAUUAGGGCAAAAGCCCAGAAUUAGAGACUUAUCCCAGAAAACUGUGGUGACAGUUUUCCGAGAUUUGCGUGACUUUUCCAAAGGCAGUGGUUUUUAUAACAUUUAGGAAGCUAACCACUUGAACAUGUCUAGAGUAUUUUGUAGUUUUUCUAUUUCAAAAUUGAGGUAAUGUUUUGCCAAAUUCAACUGAUAACUGCAUAACUUUCACUCAGUAUCAUUAAAUCAAUUAAAUGUUUGCUUAACUCAUCCUUUUAGAUUUUUACCUAUUGAAGAGAAAGACUACUUUAACAGUUCCUUGCUACUUAAAUUAUCUUUUAUACAUUCAUUCAAACUAUAAAAAGAUACCAACCAGUCCAGCAUCUUUAUUUUGGCUUUUUUAUUCAUUUGAAAUAUAUGUCCUUUUCAUUCUUUUUGAAAAUUUGUGGAUGGUUUAAAAUCUCAAUAAUAAUAGUUUGGAAACUGAUACCAUGUAACGCCUUCCUGAGUGGCAGUAUAACCCUGAUUAGGGGGAUGUCUUUGUUUUUCUAUUUCCCUUGUAUUUGAGGUUGUAAAGAAAGCAUUUUUGUGAUUCUAUAGAGGUCAAAAAAUAAUCUAAGAAUAAGUAUGUAAGAAUCAGUACAGAAAUCAAAGAAUUUUCUCCAAAAACAUUGUUUUAUGUUUAUGCUUAUACUAAGAAGUCUUCAGUGACAGUGAUGAAAAGGAUCCUGUGAUUAAAUGAAAGCCAAGCUGAGUCCCGGAGGGGGAGGGAAAAUACUCAUUUGUAUGUAUGUAUGUAUGUAACAUACACAUACAUAAUUGGUUAACUAUAUGUCUAUGUUACAUAUGAAAAGGAAAAUACUGUUUUUUCCUACUUUUAAAAAUGGUACAUUUAAGCUUAUAAUUUUAGUCUGAAUAAUUUUUUAAUAAUCAAGGCUUGUGCUGAUAGCCACUGCUAGUUUAAUUGUUUUACUUUACCCACCAAAAACAAUGCUUUAGAUUUUUACAUUGUUGACUAGAUCUCAAGAAUCUUUUAUUCUUUUAAGUAUGAAAGUUAAAGAUUUUAAUUUAAAGAUGUAUAAAAAAUUUAAUAUGGUGGGUUGAGAUAAAAAAAAAAAACCCUGUUGAAGUAUCAGAUAACAAUGUGACAGAAUUAAAAUGUUUUUAAAGCAUCAAUCCAGCCAUUGGGCUCCCUUCCCUUUUAAAACCAACAUCUGAAGUAACCAAAAUCUAAUGUUAUAUUCUCUAUGGUAGGGUCUCAGUAAAGCAAAGAGUAGCCUCUAAAUUAAAUUUUUAAAACAUUUUUUAAAGCAAGGUGGUUUUUAGAAAGUGCCUUUUCAGAAGAUGGUGCUGUAGAUUUUUUAUUUUUCAAAUAGUGUGAGGCAAAAAAUUUUAAAGGUAAAUUAUUUUAGAAUUCCAAGAGCGUGACAGUUUCAUAUAAAUAAUGUUGUUUGUUGUCCUGAGUCUGGUCAAGGGAACCAAUGAAAGCUUUUAUGUAGUGAAGAAUCCAGGUAAAUGCUCACCAAAUUUAUUUUGUAAAAUUUAGUGUAUGUGCUGUAGAAACGAGCACUAUUUUGUAAAUUUGAAAAAUUUUUUUCUGUACUAGGGAUUGAACCCAAUGCUAUAUGCAUACUAAGCAAGUAAUCUACCACUAAGCUAUAUUCUCGGCCCUGAAAGCAAAAAUUUUGACAGUUAAACCUUUUGAUUUUCUGCUAUGUUAGAGGUAUUCUAUAAGGCAGACUAUAAUGAACAUAAAAUAGCAAUUCCACUUACUUUUUUAACAGUAUAGUUGCUAGUAGUAACAGAUGUCUCAAGGGAAAGUAUCUUACAGGAAUUGUAUUGUUCUUUGUUAAUUGUUUGUUUGUUUUUAGCAUAGAUUGCCCCAGGCCUAGCCUUUUCUAAUUAGUCAUUAGUAAGGAAGAGUUUUAAUAAAGGGAGAGCUAAAUUCAUUGAGUUUAUAAGAGAACACAAAGAAUUUUUCAAAUCUUCGGGGCAAUUUUCUUUUUUUAGACACUGAAGAAUGUUUUAAAUGGUUAUUUUCCUUUGUGAGGGAACAAUGAAAAAUAAAAAUGCAUUUAAAAGGGCAUCAUCAGCUAAUUAAAAAUAGAAUAUAGGACUGGGGAUAUGGCUCAGUGGUAGAGUUGAUGCUUUGCAUGUUCAAGGCCCCAGAUUCAGUCCUUAUAACUGAAAGAGAGAAAAUAUGCAGUUUUUGACUUUGGAAAAGAUAAGUAAAAGAAAAGAAUAUAGAACCAGUCAUACUUAGCAGAAAUUUAGUUAUCUACCAGAAAGAAAUUUUCCCCUGUAGGAGGAAGCAGUAAACAUCAGUAAAUGAUCACUUAACCAGUCCUUGCUUGUAAGUUUGGUGAGCAUUACUCCAGAAAAUAGACUAUAAAGCAAAAACACCACACCUCAGUAACUUUGUAUGCUGCAUUAUGUGAUGAUAGUAAAACUAUAUUGAUUGUUGGGAGUGUACUAUGUCUGUUUGCAAUUAUACAUGCACAUUAAACUUUUUCAUAAUGUCUUAAUAGCAAUUGAGUUUAUUUUUUUGGUUAAUUUUUCAAUUGUGAUGUUUAUAUUUAUUGGCAGUUUGUGUGCAACUUUUAUAUUUUGCUUAGAUGUUGGUUUUAAGGUAUUUUAUUUUUGUAGGUAUUUCUAGCUUUUCUUCUUUCUUUGUUAAUAUUUUCAAAAAUUAAGAUGGUAUGUUAACAUACCAAACAAACUACUAACUCCGUAAAGUGUAGAGUAUGGAUUUUUACCAAUAAACUGUUAACACUAUUUUCUACCUUAGGAUAUUUAAUGUUGUUUAUAUAGUGGGCAUUAAAGAAAGUCUUUAGACAGAUUUCUACAUACAGAGGGGAGUGGGGCUUUUCUAUAAGUUGUAUCUUUUACUCCUUCAUUAACAAACUAACACACAUUGAAUUUAUUUUACCCGAUUGCAGUUUCGGGGGAAAUUAUUAAGUAAGUGAUAUAUUACAUUUCUGUUUUAACUUUAAUAUACUGUUACAGCAUUAGGGUUAUAACAUUUUUAUAGGCCAAGAAAAGAAAUAGCAAAUGACCCAGAAGUCAUUGAUAAUUGACUUUGAAUUGGGAUUUUUCUUCAAAAUUACAUAACAGAUUUGCUACCCUGAACUUUUCCUAGCAUACUUUUAAAGUUGAUUCAAUCUCUGAGUAGAGUAUUUCAGCACAUUAAACUUUUAACUAGUAAUAAUUUAUGAAUGUGAGCUAAUUAGGAGGUAGUGAGAAGUAUGAUUAUAGAAUAUUAAUUUCAAGUAUAUAUAGUCACUGCAGUUUCCUAGCAGUUAUCAAGAUUAUUUGUAUUAGCACAUUGACUUUGUUGGUAAAGUUACCUGAAAUAGUAUAUCCCCUUAAAACGAUAAAAUAUUUCCAUUUUAUUUUUACAUUAUACAUUUCCUUUUGCCUGUAAUCCCAGCGUGUGGGAGGCCGAAGAGCAAAACCCUGUCUCAAAAACCUGAAAAAAAGAAAAAAAGUCUCAGGAAUUUUUUUCCAGUUAGAAAUUAAAAGAUAGCUUUUGGGCUAGGGUAGGGGAGCAGGUAGCUCAGUGGUAGAGCACUUGCCUAGCAUUUACAAGACCCUGAGAUCAAUCCAUUACCAACACACAUGCAAAGGUAACUUUAUUCAUUUGUGUGUGUGUGUGAGUGUGUGUGUGUGUCUUUUUUUUUUGAAACAGGGUCUCACUGUGCGGUUCAGACUGGCCUUGAGCUCACUUUGUAUCCCAGGCUAUUCUCAAACUUGCAACAAUCCUUCUGCCUCAGCCUCCCAAGUACUGGGAUUACAGGUGUGCAUCACCAUGCCCAGCCACUUUUAAGUAACUUUUACCUCAUUUUCUUGUGUUUUUAAAUUCCAAAUUAUUGAGAUUAAAUAUAUAGUAUUUUACUGUACUUAAUCCUGGUCUUCCACAAGAGGGAGGGAAAUGAAUAAGUUCUAAUUGUAAGUGGGGUUUUUGUUUUUGUUUUUUGAGGCACGGUCUCACUGUAGUUCAGGCUGGCCUUGAACUCAAAAUGAUUCUCCUUAAUCUUCCAAGUACUGGGAUUACUGGCGUGUGCCACCAUACCUGGUAAAAUUCUUAUUUUCCUAUUAUGUAAAAUUUUACAGUUUAAAAUGAAUCAGUAUGAUUUUAUGUAGACAUUAGCCAUAUCGUUUCUUUCUACAUAUUUUUCAACUACAUAAUUUGCUUUAUAAUAUACUAUUCUGAGUUUUCUUUACCAAGUAGUUUUCCACACCAAGUAGUCCUGAAGGUUGGUUCUCUGAUUAUAGGAAUUAGUUACAACUAAGUAAAAACUAGAUAUAUUUCAACAUAUUUUUGAUGCAAGUAUAUGUCCUCUUUUUAAGGAUACUUACUGUACUAUAACUUUAUUUUAUUCAUUAUAUUUCAAUAUUAUCCUAGAUUGAAUGCAUAUAAUUCUUGUAGAUCAGCUUUAUAUUGUGCUGGGGCUUGAACCCAUGCAAGAUGAGUACUCUAAAGUUAUAUCCCCAGAAUUUUUACUUUAUUUUGAGGUAUUGCCUCACUGAAUUCCCCAGGCUGAUCUCCAAACUUGUGAUCCUCCUGUCUCAGCCACCUGAUUUUAAGCAUAUGAUACUCACAUGGCAAAACCAAUAUUUUUAAGCAUCCCUACGGACCUGUGUUUUCUUUGUUACUUCUGAAAGCUGAUGAGAACCUGGUACAGAGUUUAACUGAUUGGUUCCACAAAUCCAGAUACUUGGCAUUAGUAAUACAUUAACAUGGUGACAUACUGGGUGGUUUGUAUAUGUUUAUAGCCCACCACUUCAGAAAGAAUUAAUUGUGCCGUAAAUCAUAGGUCAUCCCCAAAAGAGAACUCAUCAUGAACAAUCCUAGAAGUAGAAAACAUGAAAAAGUUGGUUAUCAAAACUUCACGUUUGUUUAUUCUUUCUAAAACCUGACAUCUGUAACCUUACGUUUGAAGAGCCUGGAUCAUCCACUAGUGAGGGAGUUCACCAUGCCUAAAACUUACUUUAUUUCCUGACUUUUGAUUAGCAGAAUGAACAAACAAUAGUUCCUGAAUUUAACCCUUUAAAGUCCUUUUAGAGCCAGAAAAGAAAAAACUGCAAAAAUAAUGCAUAUGUGACUCUGCCUUUACUAUAGGAAUCUGUGAGACAAGACUAAGUGAGUAGGACUGAGAGUGUAUAAUGAGAAGAAAAUGAGGCUAAGAUUUCUUAUGUCACAACCACAUAGUAAGAGCUGUUGUUACUAUGUAAAGCAAUAGAAAGAGACCCAGACUGCCUCUGUGAUCUAAACCUGUGUUAAGUGGUUAUACUGGUACAGAGCAGUUUUCUUUUCUCAGCAAAUGGAGAAGUCUUUGAAAUUGUUUCUGAAUUAUAAUUUUAAAAAUUAAUGGAGCAAGGGCUAGGGAUGUAGCUCAGCAGUGCAGCACCUGCCUGGCAAGCACAAGGCGCUGAAUUCAAUUCCCAGUACUAAAAAAAAAAAAGUAUAAAAUAAAAUUAAAGGGCAUAGUAGUGCAGACCUAUAAUCCCAGUUACUCAGGGGAAUAAGGCAGAAGGACUCCAAAUUCAAGGCCACCCUGAGCAACUUAAUGAGACCUCUCUCAAAAUAGAAAAACGGGCUGAAUGUGGUCAGUAGUAGAGCACAUGCUUGAGGCUCUGGGUUCAUCCACAGUGCCAUCAAAGAAAAAAAAAUCAAUAGAAUAUCUUAAAAAUAGAAUCAUGACAUUACUAUUAACAUAGCUUUUCCAGUUUUCUCCUUUCUUAGAAAACAAGCUGGGCCUUUCCAGAUGAGACAGAAUACAAGAAAAACAAAAAUCAUUUUUAGUGAAGGUUUUGAGGAAUUCUGGCAUAGAUACUUAUAUCUGAUUAACAUAGUUUGAUCCCAGGGAACUGAGAAGAAACUUUAGUUUUAGUAGCAACACACCUUUGAUAGUAGUUCAUUGCAGUUAUCUCCCUGUUUCACAGACAGGUACUAAGCUCAUAGUGAUAGUGACCUUGCAUGGUACUUUUAAAAUUCAAAUUUUGCCAAGAACUUGAGGGGCUAGAGGUAUGACUCGGUGGUAAAGCUCUAAGAGCACGUGCUUAUAGCAAGAACCUGAGUUGGAUCCUGAACACCCCAAAUAGUAAAAAACCAGGAACAUCAAGCAGUAAUUAAAAAUCUAAUAAUUGUUGCUAUAUAGAAGUCUCAAAAUUUUCCGGGAGCUUUUCCGUUUCUUAGCCCGCCCUUUACCCUCCUUUCUUAAAAAGAGGGGGAGAAUUUAGAGGCAGCUUUAUAGCAUUUAAGGUAGGUAAAUAACAGUCUUUAAAUACAGAGCCAAGGAGGAUUAUAUGCCAGAAGUUAAGUAUGUGCCACCAUCCUUUUGUGAUAGUGUUUUAUGCCAUUCAUGAAUCAAAAUCCUUUGUCGUCACACACAGAAUUAAAAAUAAAAGGGGCAAAAUUGAGACAAAAUGAGAAUCAUCAACAUGUAACUGUAGUUAAUGCAAAUGAAAUCCUAAUUUAAUCAAGUGAGAAAAAGUUGAAUGUGUUAAAUGUGCAGAUAUUAUGUCUACCUAUAGAAUUUUUUGCUAGCUGUAGAGUGAUAGUGUAAACAGAAUAUGUAUCCUGAUUUUUUUUUCCUUGAUGGACACAUGAUGAAAUCAAAUCUAUGACCUCACACAUGCUAGGCAAGAGCUCUUUUUUUGUUUUCUAUUCUUUUUGUUUGUUUGUUUUUGGUGCUGGGGAUCAAAUUCACCUUGAUUGACCUUGUAUUUGUUUACACCACUGAGCUAAAUCCCCAGCCUGGUAGGCAAGAGCUCUUAUACUGAGUUACAAACUUUGUUUCAUCUGGUUUUGGGGGAGGGGUGGUUUUUGUUUUUGUUUUUGAGGUAAGUUUCGUGUAAUGUAGGCUAGCCAUGAAAUCUGUGUAGCCCAGGCUGGCCUCCAACUGGUGGUGCUCCUGCCUCAACCUGAGUGCCGGGAUUAUAGGCACGUGCCACCAUACCCAAAAUUAUUCCUGAAAGUAAUAGUUCAGCUGUCUGCAACACAGAUCCCUGUAUUCUUAACUAGAUUUAAUAUAUACUUAUUUUAAUAAAUUCCACUCCAGUUUAUACUUUUUUUUUUUUUUUUUUUUUUUUUUUUUUUUUUUUGAGACAAGGUCUCAGUAUGCAGUUCAGGCUGGGCUUGAGCUCACUUUGUAGCCCAGGCUGACCUUGCGACAAUGCUCCUGCCUCAGCCUCCCAAGUGCUGGGAUUACAGGCAUGUGCCACCAUACCCGGCAUCUGGUUUAUACAUGUUUCUUUUAUUCAGGCACAUGCCUUUUUACAUAUAAAACAUAUAUUGAAUGAAUUAAUACUUAGAUAUUCUUUCCCCUUUAUAUAUAUAGUCUCACUUUGGUUUUAUAGCUAUAUCUGACAUCUGAUUUCUCAAUUAUACACAAGAAUAAUUUUAACUCAGCUUGUAUCCUAGCUCAUAUCUUUCUGCAAUGUGAGGGAGAAGACUUACAAAGUUUUCAAAUGCAGGAACUUUUAAAAAAUGAUCACAACUGAACAAAGGACUGAGAUCUUAUGCCUCUGAGAGUAGAAAAGGUUUUAGAACUCGAGCCAGAAGCUUGAGACUGGUCCUAGCUCUACCACUGAUUUGCUCUCCUUAGGCAAUUUCCUUCAUUUCCUUGUGCCUGUCUCCCCUUAUAGGUGGAAAUGAUAAUAACUGCCCUCGCUAACUGCCUACCUCGCUAAAUUAUUGUGAGAGUAAGAUGCUUGUGGGAGUGCUAGAGUUCUCCAAAGGAAUAGCUGUCAGAAGUUCAGGAUAAUUGAAUAGUGUAGCGUGAAGUGUUGCUUUUCAGUUUGACUGUGAAAGCGUCUUCAGUUACUGUAAAUGGUUUUAUGAGCCAAGUGUACAUGAAGCAUGGGCCUUACAGUAUGGUGUUCCCUUACAAACACGUCCUGUCUUGUGUCUUCCCUGCCAGAGAUCCAGCACGUAGACUGAUUUUUUUUAAUAAUCUGUAACAAAAGGAUAACUUCAAAAACCAAACUCUGUAUAGCGGUGCUGUGGCAGCUGCGGCUGUAUUUUGAGUUACUGUGGUGAAGCAUCAGAUGCUAACUUCACCUGUUGUCUUCUGGCACGUCUACAUGUUGGCCUCAGAGGCUGUUAGAACAACAGAUAGUUAUCCCUUUGUUUCUUGGCAAAUCUUUGGUACCUAAUUCGUUGGAGUAGAGAGUUGGUUUUAAGAAGGAAAGUAUUUUAUUAAUCAAUUUGCAGAAUUGGAUUUAGCUUUAUUUUAAAAAUUCCAAUCACUUGUAUCUAUAAUGUUAAAAUAUAGGGAAGGUUAUUUUCUUGUUAAUUGAGUUCUGAGUGCCUAAGGUGGUAUAAAAGGUCUGACCCAGUAAAUCUUUUGGUCAAGGCCUUAAAUUUCAACAGAUUUAUACAUUUGUAGGGGCAGGAGGGACUGUUUCUAAGAAAUUACAAAGGCCACAUUGCCACAAGUAGAAGUACUUCCUUUUUGCACCAGUUUGUAUUUUUGUUUGUUUGUUUUAAAGAAAAAAGGAUGCAGAACUGGAAGUAUAGCUCAAUGGUAGAGCACUUUGCAAACAUGUGUAAGACCGGGGUUCAAUGCCAGCACUGAAAAAAUUAAGCCAUCUCCUAAGAAAAAUGAUAUAAUUUAGGUACACAGGGUAUGAAUGCAUUCAGUAUUAUUCGUAUCUCUGUAGAUGCUGAACUUCCCUGAUUGCAGGCAGUUGGGCUUUUCCAACUCAUUGGUAGCACAGGUGGUAUAUGUGAUUAUUUUUAUAGGACAGUAAGAUGUGAAAUAUUGAAGAUGAAAAGUUGGGGAGAUUGAUGCUUGAAAAAUGAACAAAAAGUCCAUCUUGUGCAGUGAGGUAGCCAACACUGAUAAAUCAGGAAUACAGUUAAACACUUUUCCUGUAAUGUGUAGCUUUAAUGUCUCUCCAGUUAUGGACCCGUAUAAGUAUUACUAUAUGUUGUGAAUAAAGAUCAUCUGUGUAGACUAGUACCUAUCUGGAUGCACUCACAGACUGUGGGAAGCAGUGAUGUGUGUAUGGUUGUGUAUAUAUAAAUAUUUUAUAACACUGUAUUACUUAGGUUUAUACAGAAAAAAAUAAUGUGUUGUUUCUCUGGUGUUUGGGAGACUAAAAUUGCAGCAUGACCAUUCCAUUAUAAUCUGAUUACUCACUCUUAGAAAACACUUUUAUUAUACACAGUGCACACACAGAUGCACACCCCAAAGCAUUAUCAACUUCUCCCACUUUAGAUAACUGCUGCUUUUUUUAAAACCCUAAGUAAUGGAAGAAGAAAUAACAUAUUCUUUUUAAAGGAGCUUUUCUGAAGAGUAAACUGUAAAUACAGGUGUUGGAGGGUAGAACCAUCUGCAAAAUGUCCAGCAGAUGGACAAAUAGCCUUUCAAAUUUUACCUUUUAAAAAAUCAUCUUGACCGUGUGUGCCUAUUUGUAUUACAGAUGUGAACUAUUUUUGGGGGUGAUAAUAGUAUGUUUUGAAACCAAAUUAUUACAUAAAAUCAAUAAACCUCUUUCUCCAUUCUCUUUUUUCCACAUUAAGUAUUCUUGCCAAAUAUUUCUACUGAUACCAAGGCAAAAUGUUAGGACUUCCCAACUUCUUCCUCAUCUUCCCCUACCUAUCAUAGCUCUGUUUGGUGCCUGGCCUAGCCUUAUAUCUUUUUGCUGGCUUUUCUUAAGUAAGAGCAAUUACAAUAGUAAAGCGUCGGAAUGUUUAUGUGUAAGUCUUCUUUUUAAAUGUUUGGUUACACGGUAACAUCAGUUAAGACCAGGGAGUCAGACUACAGGAUCCUGCGGGACCAGAUGCAGGACACUAACCUUACUUGCCUUUUUUAUUUAGAGGGAUUUGUGGUGGGAGGACAGCAAGUCUGUGAUGCACAUGGAACCACUGUGUCAUUAGAAGCACCAAAUACUGAAUUCUAUCACUGUGUACUUGGGGCCUAGGCUUUGAAUUUGGUUAUUAUUUUAAUUUCUUGCGAAUUACAUGUAAUUAUGAUGAGCAGAAAGCAAAUAAAGUUUUUGAACAAAAGUGCUUUUUUUCAGUAUUUAAAGUCUGUUAGUAAAUUUUCUACUUUGAGUUAAACUAUUUUCCCCUUCAAAAAAAUUACAAAAACUAUGGGUGAGUUGAAAAGCUUGAGGAAGCUACUUCUAAAAGUUCAGCCAUGUGUAUUAUUUUAUGUUAAAGAAAUGGUCAUGAUUCUUUCUGAGCCAAACUGUCACUAAAAUGUCCUGUGACAGAACCACUCUUCUUUUUUCUGCCAUUCUGCAUAUUGAAAAGGUUCUGUGUUGUAUUUGUUUUUAAUCCUUGAUUGAAAAAAAGUUAAUGGUUUUAUUAUUGCUUAGCUUCAUUUUAAAGUGUAACUUCCACUAAUAACUGCAAUAAAAAGGAAAGCUUUGCUCCAGA